Trichoderma reesei QM6a is the source of this 1500-nucleotide messenger RNA. RefSeq names its product amino acid transporter. Gene Ontology annotation, molecular function: amino acid transmembrane transporter activity. Gene Ontology annotation, cellular component: membrane. The transcript is spliced from 5 exons. Lineage: Eukaryota; Fungi; Ascomycota; Sordariomycetes; Hypocreales; Hypocreaceae. Gene Ontology annotation, biological process: amino acid transmembrane transport. The record is from RefSeq and is a predicted model, not a curated record. The annotation marks the transcript as partial.
AAACCUCGCCAAGUGUCCAUGAUUGCUGUUGCUGGUACUAUUGGCACGGGUCUCUUUCUUGGAUCUGGUGCUGCCUUGGUGAAUGGCGGUCCUGUGGGUUUCUUCCUCGGCUAUGCAAUCGUUGGAUGUCUGGUGGGCAUGAUGAUGUACUGCCUGGGCGAGAUGACUGUCUUUGCACCCAACAUUGGCGGCUUCAUCGAAAUGGGCAACAAGUACAUCGCCCCCGAAGCAGGUUUCGCCAUGGGCAUCAACUACAUCCUCCAGACCGGCCUGGCCAUCCCCUCAGAAAUAACCGCCGCGGCCGUCAUGAUCAGCUACUGGGAUGAUGCCUCAAGUCACGUCUCAGCAUACAUUGCGGCCUUUCUGGUCCUCAGCAUCGGCAUCAAUCUCCUCGGCGUCAAGUACUUUGGCGAGGUCGAGUUUGUGUUUGCCUGCGUCAAGGUCCUGAUGCUUGUUGCCCUCAUCCUGUUCGGCUUGAUAGCUGAUGUCGGGGGCAUCAAUGGCGUGUACACGGGUGGCCGCUAUUGGAGGGAAGAGCCUUUCAACGACACAUUCGCCAGCCUGUCGCCAGUCUCGCUCGCGCGGUUCCUCGGAUUCUGGAAGGUCCUCACCCAAGCUGCCUUUGCGUUUGGUGGUAUUGAGGGUAUUAGUGUGCUGGCCGGAGAGGCGCACAACCCUCGAAAGACGAUGAGGCGGGCUGUUCGAACAGUCUUUUAUCGCAUUGUCGGUCUGUACCUCCUUACUGUCUUGAUGAUCUCGCUCAACGUCAGCCAAAGCUCCAAAGACCUCAUUGCUGCCGUCUCCAAAGGUGGCGCAACUGCUGCUUCAUCGCCAUUUGUGGUCAUCUGCCAGCAGACUGGUGUCAAGGCCCUUCCGAGCGUGAUAAACGCCGUGGUCAUGACGUCUGCGCUCUCAUCUUGUAAUGAGAACAUCUUUGCUGUAGCCAGGACCUUGUUGGCUCUGUCUCGUCAAAGAUCUAUGCCCAGGUGCUUCCUCAAGACGAGCCGCUUUGGCACGCCCUUUUAUGGCGUUGUCGUCUCUUUCUGCUUUGGACUGCUGGCUUUUCUCUCAGUCUCCAACGGGUCAGCCCAAGCCUUCAUCUGGCUCUCCAACCUGUCGGCCCUUAGUAGCUUGAUCGCAUGGAUCUCCAUCUGCGUCUGCUUCGUCAGGUUUCAUCGCGCCCUUCAGAUUCAGGGCAUUGACAGAAAGAAUCUCGAUCUCCGGGGAUGGUUCCAGCCAUACAUGGCGUGGAUCUGCAUCUUUGCCUUUACCAUUAUCCUGUUCUUCAAUGGAUUUCAGGCCUUCAUCCACAAAUUCUCGGUAUCGAGCUUCUUCGCGUCCUAUGUGACGCUGCCAGUGGUCGCCUUGGCCAUCUUUGGCUUCCGGACUUACUUAUGGCGGACCGGAAAGCCGUAUGGCUUUACGGAUCUGGCUGAGGUUAAUCUCGGCAAUGGGCCGGCCAGGGCUCUUCAGGGGACCAAGUAUGAUCUUGGAUCUUAA